AGUGCAGGUCGGUGCAGUACCAGCAGACGUAGAGUCAAUGCGAGAGCAAGCACUCCUCCAACAACCGAUCACACUCCACAACUUCUGUCAUAGCAACAAAAAGAUCUUCCUAGUAGCCCUAUUUUGUAGCGCGCAAACAAGCACGAGAGCAAAAUAAAAUGUUGCCGUUGCGAACUGCAAGUCAAAACGUCGCCGUGCGCUCUUGUCGCGGCCCGUCGGGCCUGCGGUCGUCAUGGAAGGCGCGCCAGUUUGGGUCGCCUGGUGCUCGUUUUCCUGCCGAUCUGAAAAGUUUUACAGUCCUUCGAAACUAUUCCAGUGUCAAUGCCAUGACUUCUCGCAACAACUUGUUCUCCCACACAUCUACCUCAUUACCAUUAGCCGCCAAACGGAAACCGGCGACAACUUCUACUUCAGGAGUGGCGUCUACAACGGCAGCAGCGCCACACUUCGUCUUCGGGUGCGGGUUUUGGACCUCGGGCAAGAAUUUGCUUUCUAGAUCUAUCAGCUCAUCUGCCGCCGGAUGGAAAAGAUCUUUUGCCACACUGAAGGUAAAUGGGACGGCGGACUACGAGAAGCAGGUGAAGGAGAAUUCUAAUUAAGAAACGCAAAUUUCACGUACUGCAUGUACAUGACGAACAAGAUGAAGUAGAAAAUGUAAAUGCUAAUGCAUGACGAUGACCGCGGCACGAGAAAUGGCAAAUGAAGUAUAGAAAUCCAAAUUGAUCUGGCAUCCUGUAUCAAGUCAUUUGCAAGUGUAAAAAUGCUGACGAGCAGGCGAGGGAAGUAGCAGAAAAACUGUGUCAUGGUGCAAGAAGGUCUGCAACUUUUCUUGCGCGUGGACUAUUACGAGAAAUUGGUACCACUGGAUACCGCCCAGUCAGUGAUUGUAUCCUACUUCACCGCUGCGUGGUGCGGCCCCUGCCAGCGCGUCGCCCCCGAUGUGGAACAGCUGGGUGAGAAGUACAAAAUUUUGAAGAUCGACCUGGAUAGCAACGAAGAGCUCGCGGUGAAGAUGCGCAUUUCAGCGGUGCCGACCUUCUACGCAUUUUCGCAAAUUAUGUGUCUGGGAGUCUGGAAAGUUGUAAUGUUCGUAACGUACCUACGAGUAUCUCUCCAAGCACAUUGAGUUUACGAAAUUUUUCAAGAUCGGGCUGACACACUCUCUGCGAUACAGUUAUAGCAGAGCAGAAGUCCUGUCGUGAGACAACCAAGCGCAAGCAUGACGAGUCCCAGACCCAGGUCAAGAUUUGUGAAUUUCAUACCUUUGUGCUGCAAGACGGCAAGACACAGAUGGAACUGGACCGGAUCCAAGGCGCGAAUGUACCGCUGCUCAAGUCGAAGCUGGAGGAGCACAGUGAGGGGUGA
Molecule: messenger RNA, 1365 nt
Organism: Amoebophrya sp. A120
Lineage: Eukaryota; Dinophyceae; Syndiniales; Amoebophryaceae
Source: the annotation of a GenBank genome assembly